Brugia malayi is the source of this 1578-nucleotide messenger RNA. RefSeq lists its product as uncharacterized. The coding region runs from base 1 to 1578 and encodes 525 amino acids. NCBI's taxonomy places the organism in Eukaryota, Metazoa, Nematoda, Chromadorea, Rhabditida, Onchocercidae. The record is from RefSeq and is a predicted model, not a curated record. The transcript has 11 exons.
AUGACAUACGCAGUUGACAUCGAAAAUCCCGUGCAAAAGCCACGACCACAAACACUGUGGAAAGCAUUUCGUCAUAAAUUUCAUUGGAAAUGUUUAUUGACAACAUUGCUGGUCCAUCUCUGUAUCAGUUAUGGCUUGUGGUGCCAUCUGACUUAUUAUGUAUAUUCUGUUCAAACUAUUUCAAAGUAUUCAUAUGGGCCAUGUUCUCAGGGAUAUAAUUUUAUACCAUUAGCAUUUGGCAUCAUGUUAUACAUUGCUUAUAUUAUGGAGUGCUGGCAUAAUCGUGCUAAAAUUAAUAAAAUUAAAAAGGUUAGUCAUAUUGAAGCGAUGGAAUACAUUGAGAAGAUGCGAAGUGCUCCACCAAUAGUUUGGUGGAGAAGUAUUUGCUAUCAUUAUGUAAGGCGAGCAAGACAAGUUACCAGGUAUAGAAAUGGCGAUGCCAUCUCAGCAUUGCAAACUUUUUAUGAGCGGGUCAAUUCACACGCUGCUGGCAGUGUUUUCAUAUAUGAUGCAUGUGGUGUUAAGGAUAUAUCGAAAUCGCUAAUUGAUUUGGAGCGUUAUCCAAUCACUAGGAUCAAUAUCAGUAAAGGAUUCAUAUUUGCAUGCAUGCAAGCAGCUAAUGAAUUCGAAGAUCAACGUUCACGCUUUUUUAUCGAAAAUGAAAUCCGUGAUGAUUAUAUGGAAGUACGCGAAGGUCUCGAUUUUGCUGGAAUACAAUUUAUUGAAUCAUUAAUUGUGUAUUCAUCACAAUCCAACAAGCGUCCUUGGUAUCUAACCUCAACCGCCUUUUGGAUUUCUAGCAUCGUUUUACUUAGCUGGCCACUAAGACUUAUUUGUGAUCUACGAACCGCUCAUGUUAACUACCAGAUUUCUAAAUUGUUCGGUACGAAUUAUUUAAGUCCAUCAAGUGUGAAUUAUACUGGUAUGUUAACUCAUGGAUCAACAGUUGAUAGUCAUGAACUUACAUCAAUAAUGCAACAUGAUAGUUACCUUGUUCAUGUCCUUCCAAAUGGUCAUUUCCGGAAUCGGAAUCGUGUUGCAACAACAUGCGGUGAGGAUGUUUCUAUUGUGAAUUACGGUACCGUUCGAAAUUCACCAAAGCGCUUCUGGCGAAAUGAGUCCAGGCGAUCAUCAAUCGGGCGCAAUUUUGGAGACCGUAUUUCUUUCCAAAGUCGCUCUUUGAGUUUGAUGUUCAAUAAAGUAACUGGUCGAUCAGACCCACUGAUGGUAACUACUCCGCCAUCAGCGUUACCACGAACACUAACCGGUUCUCCACGAUCAGCAAGUAUUGCUGGUCUGUCGACAGCAUGGCGUUCACCUGGCUAUAAUACAAUAAGUGAAGAACCGAUGGAUGAUCGAUAUCCUUUGAUCGAACCGAUGAGACCUAUCGAUGAAGCACCUCCGCCGUAUGAGGCAGCGUUGAAAAUGUGUGCACCAUUUUAUAAAAGAUUACGACGAUCAGCAAAUUCGUUGACAUCUCGCUUGAAUUCAUUAUCGCAAUCAACUAGCAAAGAACUUUCCUAUAAGAGACAAAUUGGUGUCGAAGAUCAAGGAUCAAGUAGAAAUAGUGGCUGUUGA